Messenger RNA from Micropterus salmoides (largemouth bass), 1892 nucleotides. RefSeq names its product teratocarcinoma-derived growth factor 1 (gene tdgf1). The transcript is spliced from 6 exons. The record is from RefSeq and is a predicted model, not a curated record. Bases 223 to 825 code for a protein of 200 amino acids. Lineage: Eukaryota; Metazoa; Chordata; Actinopteri; Centrarchiformes; Centrarchidae.
GCAGAGCAGGCCAGUCGCGUGUUUCUAACCUUGAAGAAGUGUUGGCGUGUUUUCGAGUCGGUGGCGGUUAAAGAAGCAGCAAAGUCAACUCGCUUUAUUCCUGGACCCUUUUACCUUCUCCUGACUUUUGGAAACAGGAAAAACUGACGAACCUUUUUAUUUGAGCUAUCUAAAUAUUUUCCUGCGAGUUUAGACCGUGAAGAAAAAGACUGAAUCUCUAAAAUGAGUCGGACGCUGGUGCUCAGCCUUGUGUUCUGUGCCGCGGUCUGUCUUCACCACGGGGCUGCCCUGCCUGCCACAGGCUGUGAGGGAGCAGAGUGCAACAGAAGCCAGGCCAUAUCUUCAUCCUCAUCCUCCUCUUUGGUUGGGAAAUCCCAGCAACCCUCCAAGGACUUCCUGGGGCAGUUUACCCAAGUGAGCUCACCAAACAGCAGGGACCAUAAACACCGCGACGCCAGCGCCGUCCUGCCCUUCAUCGGCCUCACAGGCAGUGCCGAGCAGAGUCGUAGCUGCUGUAAGAACGGAGGAACCUGCAUCCUGGGCAGCUUCUGCGCCUGCCCUCCCUUCUUCACAGGGCGGAGCUGCGAGUACGACCAACGCAUCAGGAGCUGUGGUUUGAUUCCUCAUGGUGAGUGGGUUCAGAAAGGAUGCUCUUACUGUCGCUGUGGUUACGGCAUGCUGCAUUGCUUCCCCCACGUCUUCCAUAAAGAUUGUGAUGACUCUGAAGAGGUGCGUUGGUAUAGUUCGUCAGCUGUCAGGACAGUUCAGACAGGCUGCUUCCUGCAUCAUCUGACGCUGCUUCUCCUCCUGCUUCUCCUCCUCUGAUGGUUUUAAAACAAUAUGUUGGACACCAGCACCAGGACUUUUGAGCUGUGGGCUGCUGCUUCAGAACUAAAGAUCAGUUUCCAAACUCACUCAGAGCUCCAUAAACUUUUAGAAAAUAUUUAUUAUAUUUUGUCCACAGCUGAAGUACACAGUGGUAGCACAGUAAUGGAGGAGUAAAAUGUUGUUUGAAAACGGGAAAUCAGGAGUUGUUCCUUGAUAAGUGUUGUUGUGUACAGGAGGUGCAUCCUAUUUCAGGCUCCUUUUUUGAAGGACGUGCCAAUGAAAUGGGUGGAGAUCUUUUUGAAGACUUAAUUUUUAAUGGGCUUACCAUACCACUGAACCAACUUUAACAUUUUCAAGAAUUAGUAAGUCAAGUUGACCAAUCAGUUUCUUCAAGCAAGGAAAACAAUUCAGCUAGUGCUUCUGAAUUAAUUCCACUUUUCCCCAAUCUAUUUCCACCUCUUCCAAGAAUGUAAUUAUAAUAAAAAAUAUAGCAAUGAUUACAACGUUGUAUUUAUGUAGUUCUCCCAUUUUAGAACUGGCCAGCUUUACACAUAAUUUCAUGCUCAAUUUCUUUGAAGACCUUGAAAGUGAAUCAGCGGUUGACAGUGAGCGCAGCAGCAACUGAAGUUUGUCUCGUCCAAACUCAUCUUAAAACGUUUCCUUCCAGUGGAAGGUCUUCUGUGUGUCUGUGAUGUCUUGAAGAACAAAAUAUGUGAAGGAAGCUGUACAUAAGAUUUUUAUGAAAGUAUGUUUUUUUUGUUUUGUUUUUGUAAUUUUAGGAUGUUUAAUGUGAUUUUUUUUUUCCUUUGUAAAAGAAGAUGCAGGGUUUCUUGUUUUUAACUUUUGUCUUCUGUCUGUUUGCACAAACUGAGCUGGAGUGACAUUUUGUACUUACAAACAUGUAUUGAUUAUGUGUUUAUGAAAUAGUUCUUUUUUUGUGUUGUGAGAAACAGAAUUGACUGUCUGUGGAAACACACUUACGGUAUUUACAUCAUUAAAACAAAUAUGACACUGGAAUUACUAUGAAAGUAAACUUUUGGAUAUAAAGAAUAUGCUUACAUGAA